Molecule: messenger RNA, 1261 nt
Organism: Podospora pseudocomata
Lineage: Eukaryota; Fungi; Ascomycota; Sordariomycetes; Sordariales; Podosporaceae
Exons: 2
Coding region: 175-1245 (356 amino acids)
Cellular component (GO): cytoplasm
Molecular function (GO): 2-oxoglutarate-dependent dioxygenase activity
Source: RefSeq, a predicted model, not a curated record
GACAUCCUGAACGAGUAUCUGAGGCCGAAUGGUUCCCAGUGCUGCUUGUGCAUUGCAUAUUAAUAAGAGACCCGAGCCUGUCAAUAUUUACAUUCCCAAUCAUUUCGCUCGCUUCCAUCCGAUCUACAUGUGAUUGUGCCUUUUCCCGUGCUUUGAAUCACCACUUCGUUCGCCAUGCCGUCCGCUAUCACAUCAACGUCGUCUCAGACCGACGCCACCAUCUUUGGUGGCCAUGACAUAGCCCGACCACAACUCACCAAACCGCUCUCCGACUCUGGAUCCCUCCAACAAUACUCGCACAACGACCUAACCCCCGCCAUCGGCCGCGAGUUUCCCACCCUCAAAAUCCGCGACCUCCUCAAAGCCGACGAUCAACUCUUCCGCGACCUCGCAUACACAAUCUCCUCCCGCGGCGUCGUCUUCCUCCGCAACCAAGAUGUCACCCCAAACGAGCUAAAAGACUUCAUGCUCCGCCUCACCACCCUCGCCGGCUGCCCCUCCACCUCUGGCCUUCACGUGCACCCCCUAACAGAAGAGGGCUCCGAGCUAGGCGACCAAAUCAGCGUCAUCUCCUCCGAGAAGCAAAAGAAGGGCGGCGGUCUCACUCACCAGCUCUCCGACGUCAGUAGGUAUGCCUCCAACGCAUGGCACAGCGAUAUCACCUUUGAGCCUGUGCCCAGUGACUACGCCAUGCUCAAGAUCCACACCCUUCCCGUCACUGGCGGUGAUACCCUCUGGGCGAGCGGAUACGAGGUCUAUGAUCGUCUGUCAGAGCCGAUGAGGGAGAUGCUCAAGAAGUUGACCGCCACACAUGACGCCAAGUUCUUUUUGGAUGAGGCGAGGAAUUUGGGGAAUCCGCUGAGGGAGUGCCAGAGAGGGUCGCCGUUGAACAAGGGGGCUGAGUUGGCUGCUGUGCAUCCUGUUAUAAGGACAAAUCCCGUUACUGGGUGGAACUCGGUCUACGUCAACAAGGGCUUCACCAAGCGCAUCAACGGCGUCACAAAAGACGAGUCGGACAUCCUCCUUAAAUACCUCUUCAACAUGGUAACACAGAACCACGAUGCCCAAGUACGAUUCAGAUGGAGUAAGAAUGACGUCGCUAUCUGGGACAACAGGAGCACAUGGCAUUGUGCGACAUAUGACUACAACGACCCGAGAGCGGGCGACCGUGUUUGUUCCCUGGGCGAGGCUCCAUAUCUUGAUGUACAAGGGGGCAAGUCGAGGAAGGAGGAGUUGGGUCUUUGACGUCUUUACAUAGCGC